AUGAGUUAAGGAGAAACCUAAACAAAAAUUAAUUUUUUUAGAAGACCAACUGUUAACAAAUAAUAUCUUAAAGGCAUUUAGUAACAAGAUGGCUCAUAAUAUUCGGAAACUUUUUACAAAAAAUUUGACUCUAUAAAAUAGUAGAAUAUAAAAAUAAGUGUGAAAAAAAAUUGCUCAGAAGAAAAAGAAUAACAAAAAGGAUAUGAAAUUUCUGUAAAAAUAUCAAAAGAGAAUUCAUUUGAUGAAGCAUAUUAAGAGAAAUUAAUCUAAUUUAUUAAGAAAUUUUUUUUUAAUGGCCAAUUCUAAUUAGCACUAUCUUACCCUCAUAUAAUGGGAGAAAAAUAAAAAAAUGAUUUAUCAAAAGAAUAUAAAGAUCUAUAAUGUUAGAUGAAAGAAAUAGUAUUUGAUGAAUCUGAUUAUUUAUUUUAUUAAAAAAUUUACCAAUUCAAAGGUUAAGAAAAGUUUGGAAUAUCUGCUGAUUUGUAAAUGCUAAUAUUUGAUAAAUUUAUAUUUUAAGAUUUGAAAUCUAAGGCUAAAACAGAAGGGUAUCAUUUUGAAUGCAAUUUUAAAGAAUAUUAAUGUUCCAUCCCAACUCCUAAUAAUACAUUACAUGAUAUAAAGAAACAAAUGCAAUUCUUCGUUAAUAAUGUCUACAAUACUUUAAAUAAAUAUGAUAUCAUUGAAAUUGAUACUAAAACAAAGUAGGAAUCCUAAAUAAUCUAUUAAUUGGUGUAAAAAUAUCAAUAAGUGAUUUCUUAAGAAAUGAAUACAAAAGUAUUUCCUGUGAUCAUUAAUCUUAAUAAUUUAUAGGAAAACCCUAAAAAAUAUAUAGAUGGUGAUUUUAUUAAAAACAUCAAUUAAACAUUAAAGUAUGAUAAACUCUAUUUAGUUGUUGAGAAAAAUGAUUAAUAUUUAGAUGUAAUUUAUUAAGAAUAUAUGAAAUUUAUGAAUAGUAGAAAUAACAUUUUUUAUGAAAGUUAUAAGAAUGAAGUUAAAUUUAAAGAAAUUUAUGAUGAGUCUCUUAAUUAACAAUUGGAAAAUUUGUAAAAAGAGUUUAAAAAUAUAAGUAUCUAUGUAUCCCUCCCAAAAUAAAUUAAUAAUAAUGAAUAUGAAGUUUAAAUUUUAUGUGAAACUUGGCAAGAUGUUAUGAUAAAUCCUUUUAAAUUUAAAUAAGACUGUAACUAAAUCAUAAAAAAGUUAUAACAUAUUUAUACACCAUAUAUUCAAAUAAGAAUGAAGGAUUCAUAAAAAGUAUUAAUUUGGUAGGAAUAUUUGAAGAGCUAGCUUGAUAAAUAAUUGAUUUAAUAUAUCAAUGAUGGUACUAAGAGGUCGAAUCGUAACGAAAAUUAAAAUGAUUUUAUUAUUAGAAUAUCAACAAAUCAUCCUUAAUACGAAGAAGAAUAGAGAAGAAUAAAAUAACAAUUAGAAAAUUUUCAAUUAUCGAAUAUUGAUGUAUAUAAUGAUAAUGUAUAACUAUAAAAAUUCAUUGCUGAAAAUAUUGAUAAAGAUGAAUUUGAAAAUAUUUUAAACAACUUCCAACAGCAAGAAAAUGCAAAAAUAGCCUAAAUUAAAUUAUUAGCUGUUUAGGGAUAGAAAUUUCAAUUUAAAGUUAUUCAUUAUAAUCAAUAUUCUAGAAAUGAUAUAGAAGAUGUGAUAAAAAGUUAAUUCGUUAAUGAUCUAAAAUAAUUAGAAAUAAAAUUUCCUUUUAUCUCAUUUCUUAAGUAUCUAAAGUUAGAAAUUCCAAAACAAAUUACAGAUAAAGAUAUUUUAUCAGUUAUCCCUAAGGAUAAUAAAUAAAAGGUAAUUAUUAUAGGGAAAAACUAACAUAUAUUGAAAUUUCAAGAUAUUAUUAAAGAAAUUGAAAAAAAAUAUUAGGAUAAUAGAAUGAAAAUUCAACUUUUUAUCAAGCAAAAAUCACUUUUAGAUGAGAUAUUUAAGAAUUUGAAAUAGCAAGACUUUUGUGAUGUUUAUUAUGAUAUAUAAACUAUUGAAUUUUUGAAGCAAGACUUUGACAUUAUCUAUAACUUUUUAAAAAAUUUAGAACAAUCUUAUGAGACUUCUAAGGUGCUUAUUCUGGAUGUUAAUGGUUAUAAGAAAAUUGAAAAGAUAAAUCUAAAAGAAAUUGAAAAAAAAGAAUAAGUAAUUAUUGAUAUUUAAAGUGUCUCUAUAAUAAAUCCUCUAACAGCAAAAGGGUUUCUUCUAAAUAUAGGAUAUAAUAAACAAAUAAAAUUUAUAAAAGGGAAUAUAUCUUAAAUCUAAUGUUAAGCUAUUGUUUUAGAAUUUUUGAAAAAUGUCGAUUUUAGCGAAGAAAGACUUUAAAAUGAUUAAAUCAAAAAUAUAAUAAACUUCAUUUAAGGGGAAAAUAACAAAAAAGAAUUAUUAUAAUAAUGGAAGCAUUAAAGUUAAGAAUAAGAUAUAGAAGAUAUUCAUUGUAAAAAAUUGGAAAAUCAUAAAAAUUAAAUAGAGUAUUUAUUUUAAAUUUAUCCAAAAUUUAAUAGGCAAGCUGCAAGUUUGGAAAAUAAUUUAUUGCAUAUUAAAUCUCUGAUUACAUAAGUAUUUUAAAAAAGCAAAGAACACAAUAUAACAUAAAUUGCAUUUCCACUCAUUGGAGUUGGAUUAUUUGGUUAUAGCUUAAAAGAAAUUUAAUAAGUUUUAAUUUAAGAAAUAAUCUCUUAAUUGUCAUAUUAAAAUUGUUAAAUAUCAUAAGUAUUUGUAGUUAUUUAGAAUGAAUAGGAUUAUAGAUAAGUUUAAGAAUAUUGUAAAAAUAUUUCAAAUAACACAAAUUUGAAUUAGACUAAUUAUAAUUUAUAAAGUAUUAGUACAUAGGUACCUUGUUGCUAAAUUUAAAUAGAUGGUGAUCUAAUUGAUAUUGAAGAUUCUAAUGUAAGUGAGCAAAUUAGUUAUAAAUAUUAACAAUUAAAAUAAGGUUAAUAAAUUGAACCUUUUACUAUUACACACCCUUAUUCAAAAUAUCCAUUCACUCAUUCAAUUGAUUUGAAAAAUAAUAAAAUGAUACAAAAAAAAGACAAUACUUAGUCGAAAAUUGAGUUUAUAGAUUUAUUUAAACAAAGAAUAUACUUUAUUGAUUAACAAUAAGUAUCUGAAAGUCUAAAUUAAUAUUUAAUAUUAAAGCAUGAAUAAAAUAAGCUAAAUGAAUUUGAAAUAUAUUAUGCAUAAGAUGAAGUGAAAGUAAUUCAUUCUUAAUUUUACAUAAAAACCAAUAUUUUUGAAAAUUUUUAAAAAGUUUUUAUUAAAUCUAAGAAAGAUUAAUUUAAAAAAACUAAUAGGGAAAUUCAAAUUAAUUUUGAACAAUUUGAAUAAUAAGGUGAAGAAACAGAUAAUAAUGACUAAAAAUGGUAACUUGAGAUAUUGUCUGACAAUACAUAAAAAAUUAAGAGAGCCAUAGAUUCAAUUAAAGAACGAUAUGAAUUAGAGAUUAGAUGA
Molecule: messenger RNA, 3444 nt
Organism: Paramecium primaurelia
Lineage: Eukaryota; Ciliophora; Oligohymenophorea; Peniculida; Parameciidae
Source: the annotation of a GenBank genome assembly